Messenger RNA from Hemibagrus wyckioides, 1805 nucleotides. RefSeq names its product cysteinyl leukotriene receptor 2b (gene cysltr2b). Gene Ontology annotation, cellular component: plasma membrane. The record is from RefSeq and is a predicted model, not a curated record. The transcript has 2 exons. Gene Ontology annotation, molecular function: G protein-coupled receptor activity. Bases 333 to 1367 code for a protein of 344 amino acids. Gene Ontology annotation, biological process: G protein-coupled receptor signaling pathway. NCBI's taxonomy places the organism in Eukaryota, Metazoa, Chordata, Actinopteri, Siluriformes, Bagridae.
CUACUUCCUUUAAUGCAAUACACUGGUCAGAUUUCUACUUUUGCAGACUAUAUGUAACAACAGUACCAUGUAUUGUAUACCUGUAGAUGCAAUUUUCAUAGUAAUUAUGUUAUUUCCUAAUCAUCCGGUGCAUUUUCCAAAUCUUUUUUUAUCAGUAAACAGAAGUUUCGGCACAUUACCGCUGUCUGGGUGUGUCCUGUAAAGGCAAAUAUUUAUCACGGAGUCUGCCAAGAACAUAUUCACUUUCCUCAGUCUCUGUACAGCGCUUAAUACAACCAUGCUAACUUUUGCCCUCAGUCAGCAUUAGAGUUGUGCAACAAUCAGCAUCUAGGAUGAACCAGUCGUAUAACAUUGUUGAAGGCAGUUGUUCAAUCAGUGACUUCAAGCGCAAUGUCUAUCCAACCGUCUACCUGUGCAUCUUCUUCUUGGGAUUAUUCGCAUGUCUGGCCUCCUUAUGUUUCUUCACUGGUGUGUUAAGGACAAAGAAGUCCUUCCAUUCAGUCCACUUCUUCAUGAUGAACCUUCUCAUCUCUGACCUGAUGCUGGUGUGUUCCCUGCCGUUCCGAGCCGCCUACUAUCUCAUGGAUUCCCACUGGAUUUUUGGGGACAUCACUUGUCGCAUCAUGGGUUUCGUGUUUUAUGUCAACAUGUACGGUAGCAUUUACUUUUUAAUGGUCCUUAGUGUAAUUCGCUUUGUGGCCAUUAUUAGGCCCUACAGCUAUGUGUACAUACAGAGUAACCAAGGGGCUUUACUGAUUUGUGGCUUCAUCUGGCUGUUGGUGUUGGUAGCGUCCAUCCCGCUGCUAGAGUCAGGCACAUCUCAGGAAACAUCUGGCCAGAUAAAAUGCCUUGAGCUGGACUUAACUAAGUUGAAGUCCAUCAUCACCUUGAACAAAGCUGCACUGUGCCUAGGCUUCAUCUUACCCUUUGUAGUCAUUUCCAUCUGUUAUUUAAUUACAGUUAGGAGACUGCUAAAUCUUAAGAAAAAUCCAGGGAGAAGAAGACCCCAUUACAACAAGUCCUGUGCAUUGGUCAUCAUUGUUCUCAUCAUUUUCCUGUUAUGCUUUAUGCCAUAUCAUGUAGUGCGCACUGUCUUUCUGGAAGCUGAAAAGCAGGUUCUAAACAGUACCUUUCAAUCAUGCCACUACAUUGAAUUCGUAAGGAAAGCAGCUGUGGUUACGCAUUGCCUGGCUGCUGGAAACAGUUGCUUGGAUCCUCUUCUAUACAUCUUUGUGGGUGAAAGCUUCUGGAUCUAUUGGUAUAAGAAGAAAAAGAGGAAGCUGGACAAACAAAUCAAUUACUACAAAAAUCGAUCUACGUAUACUACAAGGACAGAGUUAAAAGUGUUCCACGCUCAACCUAACUAAAGGGCCCUGUGCCUUCAUUUCUGUUCAACAGCAUGUUCAAAGAUAUUUACUUUGCUGUUGUAGGAUUUUACAUAGAUGGGGACACAUAGGGGACAAAGCAAAGAAAUAUUUUGUGGUGUUGGAUGAACAGAUAACCCGAGAAUUGGAAACAACCAAGAUAUACUCAAUAUGUUCAUUAAAAAAUAUAUAAUAAUUCAUAUAUUACAUCACAUCAUUAUACAUUAUUACAAAUGUUUAGAAUUUCAGAUAAAUCUAUAUGGGGAAAAACACAUCUGAACUCACUCCAAGCUCUGCAUUAUGAGUUUUAUAACUGUACAUUAUUUAAUUUGUUACAACUGUACUGUAUCUGUAUUUUGGUACCACUUUAUAAUAACUGCACACUAUGAAGCAUUAGUUCAGCAUGAGUAAGAACUUAAUUCAUCAUUUAGAAAGCAUUUC